AGUAACUUUUAACUUUUCCACUAAAGCAACUAAAAGAGUCGUCCUGGAUUCCCUUCUGGCAUUCCAAAUUUCUCUUGUUUGGAAAGAUGGCAGACAACAAGUUGUACGAUAUAUUAGGAGUUAGUAGAUCAUCCUCUGAUGGCGAAAUUAAAAAAGCAUACAGAAAACUGGCAAAGGAGUUUCAUCCCGAUAAAAAUCCAGAGGAAGGUCAUCGUUUCAAGGAAAUCUCCUACGCCUACGAAGUGUUGUCAGAUCCGAAAAAACGACAAGUGUAUGACAAGUACGGUCUGAAAGGAAUGCAAGAAGGGGGAAUGCAAGAGGGUGGUUUUGGCGGUGCCGAAGAUAUAUUGUCUCGUAUUUUUGGUCAGGAUAUUUUUGGCGGUUUUGGUAUGGGCGGGAUGCGUAGAAGGCAACGAGGUGAAGAUACAGUUCAUCCCUUAAAAGUUACUUUGGAAGAUAUGUACAAUGGAAAAACUGCCAAAUUGCAACUUAGCAAGAAUGUAAUAUGUGCAACUUGUUCCGGAAAGGGUAGUAAAAGUGAUGUCGUUGCUACUUGUCGUGCUUGUAAAGGUAGCGGUAUUAAAGUUACUUACAGACAGUUAGGACCGACAAUGAGUCAACAAAUGCAAUCUCGUUGUCCCCAAUGUUUAGGAGAGGGUGAAAUUAUUAAUGAAAAGGAUCGUUGUGGUACGUGUCGAGGGCGAAAGGUUUGUAAUGAAACAAAAAUAAUAGAGGUGCAUGUUGAUAAAGGAAUGAAACAAAAUCAGAAGAUUUUUUUUCGUGGUGAAGGUGACCAACAGCCAGAUGUCGAACCCGGAGACGUGGUAAUUGUGCUGCAACAGAAACCACACGAGGAAUUUCAACGUAAUGAAGAUGAUUUACAUUUGAAUCAUGUAAUCACCGUAACAGAAGCUUUAUGUGGGUUCUCUUUUGUUGUUCAUCAAUUGGAUGGGAGAGAUCUACUAAUUAAACACACAGCCGGUGACGUUGUCAAACCUGGUGAUGUACGAAUGAUACCUGGGGAGGGGAUGCCUCAUUAUAAAAAUCCAUUUGAGAAAGGAAAUAUGUACAUUACCUUUGAAGUACGUUUUCCUGACAAUCAUUUCGCUAACGAAAUGCAGUUAAGAGAGUUGGAAAAUGCUUUGCCACCUCGUACACCAUUUACAAUGCCAACUGGCGAUCACGUCGAAGAAGUCGAUAUGCACGAAUAUGAUCCAAAUGAUAAAAAUGCAAGUGGCGGACGUGGCGAAGCCUACGACAGUGAUGAAGAACAUGUUCACGCCGGUCCAGGUGUGCAGUGUGCUCAUCAGUAAAAUUAUUCAAAUAGUACGUGUUGUCCUGCUGCUUUCUAAAUACGGACUUGUAAUGUAAUGAUGAACAGUUUGAUGAUACUUAAUAUGCUUAUAACCGUCUGCAGUUUUAGACUUUUUACAAAUUUUGUUAAAAUGGUAACAAAAAUAUUUAUGCGGUAUGUAACACCCUAAAAACUGCUUCGAAACGUUUAUACAUUAUGUAUCAAUUUAAUUCCAUUUUAGAUACUUGCUAUAAUAGAGUAAUUUGUGGGUUUAUUCUUUUGCUGUUUUACCUUUUUUUAUACUUUAACCUCUAUUGUGGUGUUGUAGUACCUAAUUGAGGAAAUUUUUUUCAUUUGAAAUUGCACUCCGUCUCGUCUCGUAACUAAAUAAUGCUUAGUUAUCAAAAAAAUUGGCAUCAAAGAAACAAAUAAAUUGCAUUCAUUGUUUUGUA
Messenger RNA from Photinus pyralis (common eastern firefly), 1746 nucleotides. RefSeq names its product dnaJ homolog subfamily A member 2-like. Gene Ontology annotation, molecular function: Hsp70 protein binding; ATP binding. Gene Ontology annotation, biological process: protein refolding; response to heat. The transcript has 3 exons. Gene Ontology annotation, cellular component: cytoplasm; cytosol. The coding region runs from base 87 to 1313 and encodes 408 amino acids. Lineage: Eukaryota; Metazoa; Arthropoda; Insecta; Coleoptera; Lampyridae. The record is from RefSeq and is a predicted model, not a curated record.